AUGGUUUUGGCCAAGUCGAAGCAGAGUGUGGGGUUGGGCAAUGCCUUGAUGAACGAUCGCUUCGGCAAGGGCAAGGGCGCCGACAGAAAAAAGGGCGCGGCCGUUGCACGAACGCACCACGCCACUGGCGAGCAGUAUCUCGUCAACGAGAAGCAGGAUGCCGCCUGGGUCAAGAUGCGCUCCGUCACGGAGCAGAGCGCUAUGGAUGAGUUUCUGUCGACUGCCGAGUUGGCUGGCACCGACUUUACCGCCGAAAAAGUCAACAACGUCAAGAUCAUCCAUACCGAUCAAAAGAACCCAUAUCUUCUGUCCGCGACCGAAGAGCGCGCUGUCCUGGGCAAGCACAAGCAGCACAGGGAUAGACUGACGGUUCCCCGACGACCAAAGUGGGACUCAUCGACUACACCACAGCAGCUGGAUCUCCAAGAGCGAAACUCAUUCCUUGACUGGAGACGAGGCCUGGCCGAGCUACAAGAAAAUAAUGAUCUCUUGAUGACGCCGUUUGAGAGAAACUUGGAGGUUUGGAGACAAUUAUGGCGUGUUAUCGAGCGGUCCGAUCUUAUUGUACAAAUUGUUGACGCCCGUAAUCCUCUGCUUUUUCGAUCUGAGGAUUUGGAGAAUUACGUCAAGGAUGUCGACUCCAAGAAAGAAAACUUGCUUCUCAUUAACAAGGCCGAUAUGAUGACACAGAAGCAGCGCCACGCUUGGGCCAAGCACUUGAAACAGGCGGGCAUUGCUUUCAGAUUCUUCUCUGCGUCUCUCGCGAAAGAGAUGAAUGAGGCUCGUGAAAGAGAAGAGGAGGAACAGGACAGUGAGGAAGAGGCAGAGACGCAGAAGAUUGCUGGCAAGCAGCGCGCCGAGACAGCUGAAGAACUACUAUCCAAGCAGCCGGGUCAGGAGGGUGGCGCGACUGUGGAAACUGACGACACGGAGAUUUUGACCGUGGACCAGCUCGAGGAAAUCUUCCUGCGUUACAAGCCGACGGACGCUGGUCCGGACCACAAGCUGCAAGUCGGCCUCGUCGGCUACCCCAACGUCGGCAAAUCCUCCACCAUCAACGCCCUUAUCGGCGCAACCAAGGUCUCCGUGUCGUCCACGCCCGGCAAGACCAAGCACUUCCAGACAAUACACCUCUCGGACCGUGUCAUCCUGUGUGAUUGUCCCGGUCUUGUGUUCCCCAAUUUUGCGUCGACCAAGGCGGACUUGGUGUGCAACGGCGUCCUGCCCAUCGACCAACUGCGCGAGUUCACAGGCCCCGUCGGGCUCGUCACGAAGCGCGUGCCGCGCCGCUUCCUUGAGGCCGUCUACGGCAUCACCAUCAAGAUUCGCCCCAUCGACGAGGGUGGCACCGGUGUCGCCACCGCCGAGGAGCUGCUCCGCGCCUACGCUGCGGCCCGCGGCUUCAAGACGUCCGGCCUCGGCCAGCCCGACCAGUCCCGCGCCGCCCGCUACAUCCUCAAGGACUACGUCAACGGCAAGCUGCUCUUCGUCUCCCCGCCUCCGGGCGUCGACGAUGAAGCCGCCUUCAACCGCGAGCUCUACGACGAGAUGCACCUGCCCGAGAAGCGCCGCAUCGCGCUCGCGUCCGCCCUCGACGGCCUCUCCAUGGCCGAUGACGUGCCUGAUGAUGCGGCGUCGACAGCGGCUGGCGCCUCGGAUGUGGUGUCGCUGGCACCCGCGUCAGGACUCAAGACGCAAAAGCUCGACAAGGGCUUCUUCGCCGCCAAGAGCGUCGGCGGCCACAUCUCCCAGCCGUUCAAUUACAAGUACACGGAGCAGGGUGCCCUUGAGUCGGGCAAGGCCUUGACGGGCCGCAAGGCGCGCACGGCGUACGCUCUGGAAAAUGGGCUGGACCCCAAGGAGCUGGCCAAGGCGGGCAGUAAGAAGCAUUUCAAGGGCGGCAUGAGCCACGGCAAGGGCAAGAAGCAGCACCGCGGACUCAACUUGGAUGACGACUAG
Molecule: messenger RNA, 1959 nt
Organism: Beauveria bassiana ARSEF 2860
Lineage: Eukaryota; Fungi; Ascomycota; Sordariomycetes; Hypocreales; Cordycipitaceae
Product: nucleolar GTP-binding protein
Exons: 1
Coding region: 1-1959 (652 amino acids)
Biological process (GO): ribosomal subunit export from nucleus
Cellular component (GO): cytosol
Molecular function (GO): GTPase activity; GTP binding
Source: RefSeq, a predicted model, not a curated record